UCGUUGAAGAAGAAAAGCAUUGCAUGUUUUGGAGCGGUUUCAAAAAUAGUCCGGAUGGGUUUUCAGAGGAGGGUUGUCAUGUGGAUCAUUCGAAGAGCAACUCAGAAGAAACAAUUUGCAGCUGCAAUCAUUUGACUCAUUUUGCUGUCUUAGCUGACUUCAGCGGCAGCAUAAAGCUUUCCGAGAACGACGUAGCUGUUCUGGAGAUCAUCACAUACGUAGGGUUAAGCCUAUCCAUCAUCGGAAUACUUUCGACAAUAACCUUAUAUUCUUUCCUCACGUAAGUACUGUAAUCAAACGAUCGGCGGAGAACAUCCUUAAAUACCGUGGAAGAUGUAUUGAAUAAAUCAGGCCAGUGCAAUGUCCGUAACACCCCCUCCCCUCGCCCAGAAAAAAAACUAAUAAUAAUAACGAAAAUGUCUUGGUGCUAAUUAGAAACUAAAUG
Messenger RNA from Pocillopora verrucosa, 445 nucleotides. Lineage: Eukaryota; Metazoa; Cnidaria; Anthozoa; Scleractinia; Pocilloporidae. The record is from RefSeq and is a predicted model, not a curated record.